ACGUGGAAAACGAUGCAAUCGUCAGUCUUACGAAGUGGCUCGUAGCUUUCGAACGUGGUUUAGCUUCGUUUAAGAUAAAAGGUGUUUUACGUAAUACGAUGAAUCAGGAAGACGCUUUCGACACAGUGGCAAAUUAAACAGAAUGCUAUUCAUUAUUAACGCCCUAUUGAGAAAUCAGAAUGGGGUUUUCCAGUAAAUAGCACGCGAGGCGAUACAUUUGUCCGCGAUAUUGUAAAGACGACUUUCGCUAUUAUCUUAUUUCUUGGUGGAGUUACGAUCAAAAGAGGGUCAAAUGCAUUCGGCCGUGAGAGGUUGGUUGCACCGUGGCGAGCUCGAGAAACUCGAAAAUAUUGUGUUGGAGGGUCGGGGCUCGCGUUUGUUAGGCGAACACUCGCAGGAUCUUAGAACUCGUGUCUUCCUGAAGGGACUCCCGAACUAUUUGACGAAGAUUUCUCAAGUGCACGAUGCUAUUGCGCGCGGCUCGUUAGCUGAAACGCAGAAGAUAAUAGCCGAGGAGUCGAAGAAAAAGCUGGCGAUCGCGAAGGAUUCAUGUGGGGUACCUUUGAUACACAAGGCGGUCUACUACGAUCAACCCGAGAUCGUCUCCUGGCUCUUAGAAAAUUAUCCUAUUACGCCACAACAGAAGGAUAGAGAGGGACGAACAGCCUUGCAUUAUUGCUGCGCAUGUAAAGAUCCUGAUUCGAUCUGGGAUAUUCUCAUAGAAGGCGGAUGUGACGCUAGUAUUUGCGACAAGAAAGGAAACCCGGCCUCGUAUUACCUGGAACAUUCCACGGAAAUUGAAUUAUCAGAGGUGGAUAUGACAACUCGACGAAGGAAAAGUACCGCAAAGGACAAUAUGGAUUUCAAACCCUCUAAUAUCAGGAUAUGGAUACACAACAGAGACAUCGGAAAAUUACAACAGGUAUUAUGGGAGGGACAUGGAUCAAAACUUCGAUGCGAGACCAGCAACAAUCCGCGGAUAAGAAAAUUCCUAGAGGCCGUGCCCUUUAUUAUGGGCACAAUAAAGGAUAUCCACGCGACAGUCAUUAAUAAUGAUUUAGAAGGUCUCAAGACGAAAUUGGACGAACCUAUUUCGCCUAUUGUUUUAUGCGGCAAGGACAGCAAUGGCCUAAAUGCUCUGCACAAAGCUGCUGGUUUGGGAUACACGGACGUCGCACGUGAAAUCCUCGAAAGAUGUCCCGCAACGGUAGCGGCUCAGGACAAUGAAGGAAAGACUUCGCUGCAUUAUGCGGCCGCACUUAAGGACGACGGCGUUAUGUACGAUCUUCUGACGGAGCACGGAGCCGAUGAAAGUAAACUGGAUAACAGACAAAAGGCGCCCGCGUUUUACAAGAACCGUCCUUCGGACGUAGACCUGUCGAAUUUGUCGAUGAUACCGGAAGCACCCCGGGUUUCCGAUACUUAUCCGAAAAAUUGGGACUGGAGAAUCUUAGAGGCAGGUGCUGUUAUGCGAGGCAUGAAGAAGGUUAGCAGUGAUGAUAGCGCUUUCGGUAGCGCCGAAUCCACGAUGAAGGAUUCGGAUGGCUCGAAUGAGAAGGUCAAUGAUAUAAUGGAUUAUAUGGGAGAUUUGGUGGAACAGAGAGCCGACGAUGAGCAAGAGAACGAGGAGGCUGAGACUCCGAAUGGAGACGAGGAGGAAGCACAGAAUGGAGAUGAGGCGGACGACGGGGGAGAUGAAAACGAGGCCGCAGAAAAUAAUGAGGAAGAAGCCACGAAUGAGAAUGAAGAAGAACAAGAGCAAGAGGAAAAAGCAUCGUCGGACGAUGACGUGGUAACUGGGCCUGUCGCGGAGACACCGAAAGACGAGGAGGACGGGCCUGAGGCCGCCGUAAAUGAGGACGGUAUCUACGAGGAAUCCCCGAAAAUCGAGGAAAUCGAUGCCAACGACGAAACGACCGUCGAGCACGAAGAAAGAAACGAGCCUAGCACCGGCGAUUCUGGCGUUGACGAUCCUGCGCAAGACGAAGAGCAGCAGGUCAUCGUUGGCGAGCACAAGGAGCCCGCGGAGGUAGAAUUGACCGAGGGUAGCAUGGCCCGGGAUCCAGAAGUGAACAGUCUAAUAGAGAACGGCAAUAUGGAACAAUUAGCGGCUCUCGUUCUUAAUGGCGAAGGCCGACGAUUGGUUGGACGACAGUGCGGAAAUCCUGAACUCCAGACUUUCAUCGACAACGUUCCGGCUUACAUGGGAAAAAUUCAUGCCGUGCACAUGGCAGCGCGAGAGGGGAAUCUUCGUGACCUGCAAAGCGCGCUGGAUCGCCGUAAAUUCGCGGUGGCGCGAAACGAAUCGUCACCCCAUGGCGCCACGCCGUUGCACGUAGCCGUUGUCUUUGGAAAUACCGCUAUCAUCAGGUAUCUGGCAGGAAGGUUUCCAGAAACUGCCAACGCGAUCGAUCUCGACGGACGCACUCCAUUACAUUAUGCCGCGACGCUCGCGGACAACGGUCAUUAUUACAAUCUUUUGCUACACCUGGGUGCCAACCCUUUAAUACAGGAUAACUUCGGACAAAAGGCAGAUUAUUACAGACAAAGUCAAAGCGAUCUAUCACACAAAAAGCUCCUUCGCGAUUUCGGGGCAAGCGAGAGGCUCGCCGACGAAAUGUUGACGGAUAAAGUACCCGGGGGUGAUAUCUACUCAGCUCGGCGAGACGUGAGCGAGCCUGAGAUCCUGGCCACCCUGGAACGAUGUUUCCGAUUGCUGGCGGGCAACCGGCGAGCGUCGAUACCGAAGACCCCGUCGAACGCCGGUACACUAGUCGCUCGUUGCCUGAAACGGCCCGUAUUCGAUUUGAUCAAGCACCGUGUGACUCGCAUGGAUCACAAUCUCUUUGACGUGAUCUGGCCUGCCCUGAAAAGGUACGGUACCAUCACGGCCAACGGCAGCAAGAUCGACAGCGCCCGCUCGUACGUCAGCAGCAUCGCGGACGAGGAUCACGGUUACGGCGCGGUCGCGCCCGAUUUCGAAAGUUACGUCGUCUUUACGGAGUUCUUCGAUCCCUUCAUUCGGGAGCUGCACUGUGUAACCGCGAGCGGCGAUCUACCCGAUCACCCGCUACCACAUUUCUUCAACCUCGAAAAUGAAGAAGGCGAAGAGAAUCCGCCAGAUGAAACGAUCGUCACCGCGCUCGAGCAGUACGAUCUAGACCCGACCACUAAAUUUGUCCAAGCCGGUAUUUUAGAGUGCACCCGGAACCUACUUAAUUACAGUCUGCCGUUGACUCUGACGGUCAAUCAACUGGAAGAGGUCGAGAGGGAAAUCACCAAUCAACUAAUGAGUCCAGAGAUAACCGACCUGAUGGCGGAAGGCAGUAGCGAGGACGAGGCCGGCACGUACUUCACGCUCAACGAAAUUCUCGAGCAACCCAGCCGAAUACGGGCGCAACUGGCGGCAGCCGGUCUAUUGUUACCGAUCACGGAAUUCGAGGCGAACGACGACCGGCGUCUUCAUGGCAAGCACUGGCCCUACGGGCGCGGCGUGUACGUCACCACCGCCGGCGAUCUUGCCGCAUGGGUAAACAUUCAGGAUCACUUGAGGAUUAUCUGUCGCACCAGCGAGAACCGGCCGGGUCUGAUGGGUCGUGCUUACGUCAGGGUAGCUAAGCUGAUGAUGAUAUUCGAUCAGAGGCUAAAGUUCAAACGAGAUCAGAAGUUAGGUUUCCUGACCGCCCGUCCACAAGCCCUCGGCAACACCAUCAGAUUCUGCCUGAUCAUACGAUUCCCGGAACUAUCGAAAACGCCUGACAAUUUACGGCACCUGUGCGUGGUGCGCGGCCUGAAUAUGCGCGAAACCGUGAAGAGCGACAUGGUGAGGAUCGGCAAUCAACAGUCGCUGGCCAUUACCGAACUGCAGACCCUCCAGGACUUCUGCAGAGCGGUGCUCAACAUCAUCACGCUGGAGAAGGAAUUGUCGUUGAACAACUCGAUGAAGAUCGCCAAUCUCAUCACCGGCAUAUUCCGCAAGCGGACGAACGCGUCGAGGCGUAGAUCUCAAGGCGUAGACGAACCAUAAUUAUGAGAGACAAUAACGUUAGAUUUUAAGUUGUUAAGGAUGAUCUAUAAUUCAAUCAUCCCCUGCCUGCUUCAUAGAUGAAAGCAACAGCUUGUCAAUAAACUUGACAAAGCAAUCAAACGAGAAUUAUCGAAAACAAUCAUAAUUUCUAUAAAAUGAAUGCAUUUUAAAUACCUUAAAAAAAUAACAACAAAAUCAUUGACAACUAGUCUAGAGAAUUUGCAUGGCAAACGCUCUACUCAGACAUAUUUAGACACUAAUUGUAAAAAGCGAAACGACUAAUUCACCAGAUAUUCCUGUUCGACAUAUAAUGAAUCACGAUCUUGAUUCUUAAUUAUGGUAUCAAGAAUGUCCGACAUUCUAGGCAAUAACUAACUUCUUAUUUAACAACACUAGUCGUCGAUCGCCUUUGAGAGCCUCCGUUCUUUAUCUUCUCUUUAGUCUUUCUAUAAAGAAACACUUACGCUUACGCAUGGAAAUCUUCUGUGAUAAUUAUUAGCCAAUGUUUGAUCGUCAAUUACUCUUCGCAGACUGAACUAUUUAAAUAACAUUUAGGCUAUAAUGAGCAAGAGGGAGAGAGAGAUUAGAAAGAGAGAGAAAUGCGUUGGAAAGAUGUGUGAACGUUAUUUUAUUUUCCUCUCGUGCACUCAGCGUCUCUCUUACGAAAUUACGUUAAAUCACAAUCGUAGUCGCUCUAUUAAUCGGAUUAACGAUGGCGACGAGAACGCAGGAUUGCUGAUUAGGUUAGUAAAUGAUCAGCAUUAUUGAUAUAUACACGACAUCAUUGUCGCACAAUAUCUCACAAUUGUGUCUUGUAAAUCUUUGUUCUCUCGAGAUAAUUCGGUAAAUUGUACAAAUUACUUUUGUAUAAUAUAACAUUACUCGUAAGAGCAACGAUUUUACAUGAAUUUUCCUCGAUAUAAAAUGAAUAAAUGUAAUG
Messenger RNA from Wasmannia auropunctata (little fire ant), 4967 nucleotides. Its product is annotated as serine/threonine-protein phosphatase 6 regulatory ankyrin repeat subunit A-like. The transcript is spliced from 14 exons. Lineage: Eukaryota; Metazoa; Arthropoda; Insecta; Hymenoptera; Formicidae. Bases 293 to 4027 code for a protein of 1244 amino acids. Gene Ontology annotation, molecular function: protein binding; kinase activity. The record is from RefSeq and is a predicted model, not a curated record.